Ochlerotatus camptorhynchus is the source of this 2069-nucleotide messenger RNA. RefSeq names its product chaperonin containing TCP1 subunit 1 (gene CCT1). Gene Ontology annotation, molecular function: ATP binding; ATP hydrolysis activity; ATP-dependent protein folding chaperone. The record is from RefSeq and is a predicted model, not a curated record. NCBI's taxonomy places the organism in Eukaryota, Metazoa, Arthropoda, Insecta, Diptera, Culicidae. Gene Ontology annotation, biological process: protein folding. The transcript is spliced from 3 exons. Gene Ontology annotation, cellular component: chaperonin-containing T-complex. The coding region runs from base 121 to 1794 and encodes 557 amino acids.
CGAUCUGUCAGAAGGUGAAAAACGAACUCGCGAAACGGACUAGCUUUUCGGUGCGUGCUUGAUUUAGUGCAAAUUUUUCCCUGGUAAUUCCAAGAAAAUCGUAGAAAAACAACAGAAAACAUGUCCACCGUUGCGAGUGCACUUUCUCUAGCCGGAACGCGGACAUCCGGAGCGCCGGUUCGCACACAAAAUGUGAUGGCAGCAUCUUCCAUUGCUAACAUCGUCAAAUCCUCCCUGGGACCAGUUGGGCUGGAUAAGAUGCUGGUUGAUGACAUUGGAGAUGUUACAGUCACAAAUGACGGUGCCACCAUCCUACGUCUGUUGGAAGUGGAACAUCCAGCUGCCAAGGUUCUUUGCGAAUUGGCUCAACUGCAGGACGAAGAAGUAGGUGAUGGCACUACAUCCGUUGUGAUCAUUGCUGCCGAGCUGCUGAAGAACGCCGAUGAACUUGUUAAGCAGAAGAUUCACCCAACGUCAAUCAUUGCCGGAUACCGUUUGGCUUGUAAGGAGGCUUGCAAGUACGUUUCGGAACAUCUGACAGCCCCGGUCGAUGAGCUGGGCCGUGACACAUUGGUUAAUGUUGCUAAAACGUCGAUGAGCUCGAAAAUCAUUGGUGCUGAUGCAGAUUUCUUCGCCGCUAUGGUUGUGGAUGCUGCCCAGGCCGUCAAGAUUACGGACCCCAAGGGUAAUCCAGUAUAUCCGAUCAAGGCAGUGAAUGUGUUAAAGGCCCACGGCAAAUCCGCCCGCGAAAGUGUUCUGGUUCAUGGAUAUGCUCUGAACUGUACGAUUGCCUCCCAGCAGAUGCCGAAGAAGAUUGUCAAUGCAAAGAUUGCCUGUCUGGACUUUUCGCUCCAGAAGACCAAAAUGAAGAUGGGAGUUCAGGUGUUGAUCACCGAUCCUGAGAAAUUGGAAGGCAUCCGUUCGCGUGAGUUGGACAUCACAAAGGAAAAGAUCGAGAAGAUUAUCGCCACCGGUGUCAACGUGGUUCUGUGCAGUGGUGGAAUAGAUGAUCUCUGUCUGAAGUACUUUGUCGAGGCCGGAGCCAUGGCGGUGCGUCGUGUCAAAAAGUCCGAUCUGAAGCGCAUUGCCAAGGCUACCGGUGCUGCCUUCCUGACUUCGCUGACCAACAUGGACGGAGAGGAAAGCUUCGAGCCAAGCUACGUGGGAGAAGCGGCCGAAGUCGUACAGGAGUUUGUCUGUGAUGACGAGCUAAUCUUGAUCCGUGGCCCGAAGGCACGUACCGCAGCUUCAAUUAUUCUGCGUGGACCCAACGAUUUCUACUGUGACGAAAUGGAACGCUCGAUUCAUGAUGCGCUGUGCGUAACAAAGCGAGUGCUGGAAGGCAAGAAGGUCGUUGCCGGAGGUGGUUGCGUAGAGGCAGCUCUGUCGAUCUACCUCGAAAACUUUGCCACUUCGUUGAGCUCUAGGGAACAACUUGCGAUUGCCGAGUUCGCCAAGUCGCUGCUGGUGAUUCCAAAAACAUUGGCCGUGAAUGCUGCUAAGGAUGCUACCGAUUUGGUUGCGAAGCUCCGUGCCUAUCACAAUUCCAGCCAAACCAAGGUUGACCAUGCUCAUCUGAAGUGGUGCGGACUGGAUUUGAUCGAAGGAGUGGUGAAGGACAACAAGAAGGCUGGUGUGCUGGAACCGGCCAUGUCCAAGAUCAAAUCGCUGAAGUUUGCAACCGAAGCUGCGAUCACGAUUCUGCGUAUCGACGAUAUGAUCAAGCUGAACCCAGAGGAAAAGCAGGGCAAGAGCUACGGAGAUGCAUGUGCUGCCGGAGAACUGGACGGUUAGGAAGCAUCUCACAUAAUCGUUUUAAGUAAGUCCUUUUACGUGUAUUUUCUGGCCCUAUUGCUUGCGCUGCUUUUAUAGCGGUUUAACAGUGGCAUCAUUUCCCAAUCACUUUCGAAAUCGUUUGCUUUCAACUUAAGUUGUUUACCCACUGGAGGGAGGAUGAGUGAUAACAGAAGCAUUGAAAGUGCAUACCCUGAUCAGUUGCGCGUUCUCAUUUAUAUCAUUUUUCGAACUACUUACCGGAUCAUAGCAACAAUAAGCACCCACACAUAAUA